Molecule: messenger RNA, 880 nt
Organism: Wallemia mellicola CBS 633.66
Lineage: Eukaryota; Fungi; Basidiomycota; Wallemiomycetes; Wallemiales; Wallemiaceae
Exons: 2
Coding region: 1-852 (283 amino acids)
Source: RefSeq, a predicted model, not a curated record
AUGAUACCACCGAAUAGAUUAUCACCUAAACCUAAGCAAUCCUUACCAAAGAGACCGUUAUCUUCACCAAAGUUAUUCCGUUUAAACAAGAAAUCACGUUUAUCGCUACAUGACGAGUUAGAACAAGAAGACACGCGUAGUUUCAAUUUAGCUUCAUCAGAUGAUGAUUUACCAGCUUCUGCCUACUUUCAUAAGGGUAAAAAACGCGUCGGAUAUGGCUUAUUCGACGAUGAGGACAUCUCAGAAGAUAAGCAUGAUUACGAUCACUCAAUCAACCAACCAUCAACAUCUACUUCCAAGUACGCUAAUAGCAUUCCUCAAGAAGAUGACUCCGAUAAUAUUUUCAAUGCUCGUUCAACCCACAGACCAAAGAGAGGUCUCAGGAGGCUACAAUCUUCUUCACCUGAACCUGAACAUUUAACAUAUAGUUUCCGUGGCGCAAAAUGCGCUUUCCCAAAUCCAUACAAGGACAUCCCACCAUCAGUUAAACGCUUAUCUAAAUUAGAUCCUUCACAUGUUGAUUUCUUACCAACGCCAAAUCCGAAACCUAAACUUCUAUUUGCGGAUGCUCACCGUGAAUCACAAGCGAAGGCGCAGGCCGCAGAUGAGAAAGCAGCGAAAGAGAAGCGUAAAUCUAUGAUUGAACAACCAGAAAAUGAUGAUGAACUUGAAGAAUAUCAAUUGGAUGAUACAGAGACUGUGACGUCAAAGAAACGCUCUGCAACAAGUCAGCAACCACCAGUCACACCACGUCCUCAUAAAUUAUUGAAUCCAACACACACAGACUUACUAGCCUCAGCCAAGAAAAGCAAUAGGAGGGCACCUCAAUUUGGUAACUCAUUGUUGAGAUAACCGAAUAAUCAACGAUAUUGUAUGUAAG